Messenger RNA from Blastomyces gilchristii SLH14081, 5118 nucleotides. RefSeq names its product dDENN domain-containing protein. The record is from RefSeq and is a predicted model, not a curated record. Gene Ontology annotation, biological process: regulation of Rab protein signal transduction. NCBI's taxonomy places the organism in Eukaryota, Fungi, Ascomycota, Eurotiomycetes, Onygenales, Ajellomycetaceae. Gene Ontology annotation, cellular component: cytoplasmic vesicle. The transcript has 6 exons. Bases 709 to 4020 code for a protein of 1103 amino acids.
CCUGCACUGCAAUAUAAUACAUGUACAGGGACUGUAAGCACAAACUAAGAAAUUUAUCUCCAGUACACUACACUGUACGGAGUUACUCUGUAGCCAAAGGAGGGAAAGGAACCCAACCAAGACAAAAAAGGAAGCAAAAGGAAGCAAACGGACGGGGUUUUGCUUCCACCUACAAAGCUUUCCUUUCUUUUUCCACAACGAGAGACGAGAGACGAGAGACGAGAGACGAGAGACGAACGAUAAACCAUAACUACCUGGUUUGAAUCAAUAACCCCAGCCGCCAAGAGACCUGCUAGUGGCGUCUGGCGCAGGAAUUAGUUAGCGGGACACCCAGUUUCCUCCAACCGUUGGUGGGUGUUGUCUUUAAAUGGUGGCUGAUCCAAGUUGCCGGCAGAAAACCAAACGCAACGACACCUCCCUCGCCCUAAGCACCAAGGAGAGCCCAACGAGAUCGCUCAUCCUCCCGAACUCCUCCUCUUUAUCUGUUUGUCUUGCCUGGGAUUCCAUUGUUUUGCAUCUCUGCCACCAGCCGUCGGAUAACCCGAGAUCCGUUCGAACAUUGCGAAAGGCUAUGAUAUCGAGGUGCGGGGGGGCGAUCUAUUGUUUAGCGGUGCUCUAACAACGCUGUCUCUCUCCGUCCAGAAAAUUCAUACCAACGAUAACAAGAGAGGAGGGCUAUCCCAAAACGACUUGUAAUCACAGGACAUCAUGGCUCCAUCACCUUCUGCUGAAUCACUCCCGGGUCCCCUCGCAGACUUUUUUUGGAUUGCUGGUGUCGAUGGGCCGGAGAUCCUGGAUAUAUUCUCGAAGCUUGGGGAGGAGUACAAAGCCAACCAUUCCCAAUCGCUGCCGGUAACGGAUACAAUUCAAGAAGAUGCAGAUGCAGAAGAGGCAAUCCACUCUCGUUCAGGAUCACCCCAGCCGUCCUCCAAGCGGAAUUCGUCCCAAUGGCUACCAAAACCAUCCGACGAGGCGAGGUUAUCCUAUCGAUCCAUGGCAUCUGAAACACCAAGUAACCGGAGCAGCAUGACCAUCAAAGGCUCCCAAUCUCCAAAUGGACUCUCUUUACUCAGUGACGGCGACUUUGACAAAGCAUUGUUAAAAUUUGCUGCUGAGAGGGACUCAUUUUUGUCCGAUCUCUCGCUCAGUGCAGGUGCUGUAGUCGCCAAUAAUCGGCCCAAACCACGACCUAGGACACAGAAGAUUGUGGCAGAGGAGGUCAACCCGCUGAAGUCGAGCAUUGGUAGCGUUCGCAGACAUAUGUCUUUUAGGGACAUGAGCAGCAUGAAGAGACAACCAUCUCUUGCACGUCAGUCUUCUGUUCGCACUUCCAGACGACUAAGUAACUACAACUCGGUAAUCCCAGUACCUCAACCGCUUGAUGUAUCUCCUAAUAUGCACCCACUGAAGCGUAAAUUCGAACCUGUCCUUCUCGACAGAUACCCGCCGAAAGGAGUCCCAGACGAGACCAAACAGAGAGGCACCUUCCCUGACUACGUUCCAAUGUUUGCUUUCCCGAAUGAUAUCAAUAUCGUGUCCUCUGACCAGAGACCCCGCUCGACCUGGCAUGGGUUCGCAAUGACGUCAGGAGAUGGAUCUAAGCUACAUGGUGUCUGUGUGACGAUUUGGAUUCCCCUCAACCAUAGAGCUGCUGAGGAAUUGGAAAAGCGAUGUGAGGAGUGGAGGCGAGUCAACAUGACGGACGAGGAGCGGGAACUGGCUGCCAGCCUGGGUGAACGACUGGCCAUGGAACGAGCGAAGCUAUCCAGGCUACUUGCUCAGCUGCCUUCAGUGCCUUCAGGCUCCGCCUCCAGGGACCAGCUGGAAGAUGAGAUAAGUUCAGUGGAGGAGAAAAUUGGGCUCAUGGCCGAUCUCCUCCGCCCGGUCCGACUAGGUGCUGCAACUAAAAUUGACGGGCUCACUGACGGGGAUACAGGAUUUUGGAUCCCGAGAGCAUACGGAAUUUUAGGAAAAGAUGGAUCAAUGACCAGUUUUUGGAAAGAAUGGCUGCGGGCCGUUAUUGUUCCAAUGACUGAUGGUGCUGUGCAAAGGGUCCCUGCUAGCUCUCCUAAGGUAGGUAGGUGGCAGCCAUUAGAGCGCUAUGUUGUGAACCUCUGCACCGAAGCCUUUAGCCCCUUAUCUUCGAAGACCCAAGUUGAGAUCGCAGUGCGAGAAUUGCGUCUUUUUGCCCGAAAGGAAGCGAUCAAUGAAUUGCCUGGUUCUCGAAAUACCGACUUGUAUGCACUCUUCCGCUCGCUUUCAAUCUCAAAUAUAAUCAUCUUGUUCGAAUACAUCCUUGUUGAAUCCCGUAUAAUUCUCCUGUCAUCUCAUGCUGCCAUGUUGCACUUGGCGAGCAAAGCCCUCGUUGAUCUGCUCUUUCCAUUUCAAUGGACAGGCGUCUUUAUCCCUAUCCUACCUGCCCGGCUUAUCCAAGCACUCGAAGCGCCUUGCCCCUAUAUUGUGGGAAUUGAGCGGAGGUACGAAAAGGCGGAGCUUCCUUCUGAUGACUUUGUACUUGUAGACCUCGACCAAAAUGAGAUCGAAAGCACGGCGAGACCUACUCCUUUACCUCGCCAUCAUCGUCGCAAGCUACAAUCCCUCCUUCAAAUGGCUGCUCCUCUCCAUAAUAGAUACGGAGUUCACCCUGGAGCCCCUUCCUAUGCAAUUGAAACUUAUCCAUUCGACUCAUUUCCUGGCGAAAACCAAUCGAUUUUCUCACCUAGGGCGCCGCCCACUCAACUCGCUAAAUACGUGAGCGUAAAUUCUACGGCGUUCGGCCAGGAUCCCUCCGUCUCUCCAACUUCACCAAUUUUUAAUGUCUUUUUAAACGCUCGGAAUGAUGUACCCUUUUCUAGGGGGCAUGACCGCCCGACAACAAGCUCAACAUCGAAGGCUGGCACUCCGCCCUCCCCAAAAGCUUCUGGCAGCUCUUCUCCGACCUCAAAUAAAUUCCCCACUUUGCCUCCCACACCUAUAUCUCGCAACGAUUCAGGAUUUGCCCUCCAAUCAUCGUUGCGGGAGAAGAGAUCAGGUCAUUUCGAUGCCGGUUCCCGCAGAAGUUCGUCGUUCGGUGACAGAAAGCCCAGUAUACCCAGGCGACCUAGUGCUCCAUUCCUCAGCCAUACCUCUAGCCUAUCUAUAUCAACUAUCAAUACUGACAACGGGACAUCUGUUUAUGCACCAUCCAUAUAUGCGCAAUCCACUGUGGCAGCGUCGACUAUCAUGCCGAACUCGUCCCAACAACCACUACGUAACCCUGCUGGUACCACGAUGGUAGAGGGACACUGUCUACAACUACAACCAUGGGAUGACAGGACUCCUUGUUCGAUAUGUGACGAAAAGGCCGAGGAAGGCAUGUACAAAUGCUCAUCGUGUAGCACAAUUGUCCAUACCCGUUGUGCAUCCCAGAUUACCCUCGUAUGCCCAGCUGCGUUCAAUCCUGAACAGGUCCGUGCCGCAUUUGUCCGGUGCUUCGCAAGUCUGCUCUACACAUAUAAGAAGUUUCUCCGACCUGCAACGGGGGACAAGAAAAAGGCCGGUAUGAGUUACACUUUCAACAUGGAUGCAUUUCUCAAAAGCUUGCCACACGAGCACGCGGAAUACAUGACUAUACUCCAACAAACGCAAGGGUUCAAUGAGUUUAUCAGCGAGCGCGAACAAUCAUCUCUUUCAUCCAGAGAUCCCCGAGUUACGCUGUUUGACGAGAUUAUAUUAUCAAAACGCAACCGCGGCCGAACAUCGAUCUUCUCAGGUCGCAUGACAACCAAUUUCUUAUCGGAUACGUCAGACCAUCUCUGGCGCUCGGCAAGCGCAACUUAUAUACCCAGCAGCCUGCAUCAGGCCACCAACUCAAAUGAUUGGAAAAGCGCCGUUGCGAGAGCUCCCGCAAAGCUGGAUCCGAACCACAUGGAAGAGCCGCGCAUGAUUCAAGGGGCAACCCGAAUAUCCAAAACUACAAAUAACGCGAGAAGAAAACCGGUCCCUAAGUUUCAAAAUGACAACGUUGGUUGGCCGCCCUAGUUGGCCGCCCUAGUUGCCUAAGCGCCCGCAUCAAAGACGAGGAGGUUUGAGAGCGAUCAGCUCUCUUAUUUAUCUAUCUAUCUAUCUAUUUAUCUCUUUUCCGGACUUGUGAUUCGUCCCCUUUUUGCUCUACACUUAUUACUACGUUUCAUGAUAUCCCCAAUACCCUCUUCUCCUAUUUUGCGCUUGUGUUCUCUUUCCCUACUCUCAUUAGAAUUGCCUUCGAAAAUCUAUGACCCAAUUCCGCUAAAUCUCCAUGCCCGUCUCCUUUUUUGUCUUGGAGAACCAUGACCAUUGAUUCUUCUCCCCUUUUUUAUUAUUUAAAAACCAUCUAUACCUGUGUAUGGCUCUUUCAUUUUGUCCCACUUCUUGUUUUUGAUCGGACAGGUGGAUUGGAAAUCUCCGUUUUGCCCAUGUCUGCUGCCAAAUUGCUGCUGCCAAAUUGUUUGUUACACUUCUCCUUCAUUGUGGCACUGAUCAUAUUCUUGGGUUAUUUGAAACCCGCUGUGGGAAUGGGAAGUGUCCUAUUUUUUGAUUCUGUUGGCAUAUUCAGAUUUGGUUUUUGCCUGCUUGCGUGUUUCGAUUUUGAUAUUGAUUUGUGAUUUUUUUCCUCCCCCUUUCGUUAAUUUUCCCACUUCUUGUUUUCACCGCGUGCUUAUUGAAAUACGUCCUUUAAUAGUUCCUCCUUUUCUUCAUUAACUUUGUUUGUUCUACUACCCGUUGUUCCGUUGCUCAUAUCAUAAUUCCCCGCCCUGAAGGUUCUCUUUCUUCUUAUGCACGCAGUGUUCUCUCUUACCUAUCCGUGUGCCAACUGCGCUUUGAUCACACAUCCCGCCCUGUCCCUCUUCUGCCCAAGUCUACGCCAUGUAGAAAAUCGCAUAUAAGACGAAAAUUGCACAAAAUGUAAUUUAUGUGGUUGUAUGAUAUAAAAUAUUAUGAUUACUAUACUGUGAUGUGAGAAAAUAGAAAAUGCGCUAGACAUAUCCCGUCUCUGUAAACCUAUUUCAAUGAACUUUAAUUAUUAAUAUUUCAAGAAUUUUCAUUGAAAAGUGUUCUAAAAAAGAAUAUAAUAACUUAUAUAUAUAACCGUGCCAUGCU